CGUCCACUGGGAGCCCUCGAGUCAUCUACUCUCUCAGUGCUGUAACAGCCGCUAGCGCCCUGGUCUACUUCUUUCUGUGUCUAGACCUUCGCCUAGACCGGGCCGGGUGUGCUGUUGGUGCCGCGGCGGCGGCGGUGGUGGUGGUGGUCGCCCAUGAGAAAUUCCCAAAGUAAACACAAAAGAAAUCCCGACCCCUUCUCGUCCUCGUCCUCGCCGUAUUUUCUCUCAACACCACCACCAUCACCUCCUCUUCCUCCGGCGCCGUGUUACCAGACAGCUGCAUUCCCUCCAAACCCGCCGUUGCCUACUAGCUCACAGGGCAAAUCUCACGACAACAAGUCAACUAUUCCGUCUCGGUCCCUUCCCCCGCGUUCGGACCAAUUAGAGCACCGGCAAAAAGGCGCAAAGGCCGAAGCGGAAGGACACCAAGUUCCGCCCAGGGACCCGAGCAAUCAGCAAAGCCUCUCGAUACCGCCUAUCCUCCCUCACUCUUGCUCGCUUUGACGCCCAAGUCAGGUCCUUGCCCUGCUCUUUUUCCUGUGGUUUCCGGCGUUUGUUUGUUUCCUGCAUUUGUUGCUUGUGAGUCUUU
This is a messenger RNA of Colletotrichum navitas, 589 nucleotides long. RefSeq lists its product as uncharacterized. The record is from RefSeq and is a predicted model, not a curated record. NCBI's taxonomy places the organism in Eukaryota, Fungi, Ascomycota, Sordariomycetes, Glomerellales, Glomerellaceae. The transcript has a single exon. Bases 154 to 504 code for a protein of 116 amino acids.